GUGAACGGCGCAAAAGUUUGCGCUGAUCCCCUCGACGACCUGUCGCAGCUCCGGGAUUGCAGCGUCUUCAUCAGGAUCAUCAACAAAAUCCACAGGAGCGAGGAGGGGGAGUCUGUGCUGGAGCAGCCGCUGCCGGAGAGGAUCUCCUUCAUCCGUGGCUUCCUGCAGAAGCACUGCAAGCACAAAUCGGCCACGGAGAACCUGGUCUCGGCGCAGAAACUCCUGGAGGGAGAGGAGCUGGCGUUGGCCAAGGUGGCCGUGCUGCUCCUGUAUCACACCUCCAUGAGCUGCAAGAACCCCGGGGACUGGAAUGAGUUGAGCUACGAGACCCAGGUUGAGUUGGCAUCGAUCCUCAAAUUCGUGCUGGACAACGAGGAGAGCCUGAAUGAGAACCUGGGGACGUUUCUGCAGAGGAGAGUGCCACCCUCCUCAUCUGGCAGCAGCAGCUCUGAGGAGCGCUCCCCGCUGCUCUCCUUCCCGCACAGGCGAGAGGUGCGUUUCCUGGAGCUGCAGAAGAUCGCCUCCUCCUCCAGCGCCAACAACAUGUUCCCCGGCCCUCCGUCCUCGCCCAUGGGGGACGUCAUGCAGACCCCCCAGUUCCAGCUGCGGCGACUAAAGAAGCAACUGGCUGCUGAGAGAGAGAACCGGGACGAGCUGGAGGUGGAGCUGGCAGAGAACCGCAAGCUCAUCACAGAGAAGGAGGCUCAGAUCACCAUGAUGCAGCAGCGGAUUGAUCGCUUGACUCUGCUCAACGAGAAGCAAGCGGCAGACCAGGUGGAGCCCAAGGAAAUACAGGAGCUGAGGGAGAAGAAUGAGAGCCUGACGGUGCGUUUGCACGAAGCCCUCAAGCAGUGCCAGGACCUGAAGACUGAAAAAAACCAGAUGGACCGAAAAAUCAGCCAGCUCUCUGAGGAAAACGGGGAACUUUCCUUCAAGAUGCGGGAGAUCACGAGCCACUUGGUGCAGCUGCAGGAAGCUCUGAACGAGCUCUUAGAGGAGCACAACGUGUCCCUGGUGCGGUGGCAGGAAAAGCAGGGGCAGCUGGAGAGCGAGCUGCACACUGCCCUGCAGGAGAAGAAAUGCUCGGAAGAGAAGAUCGAGAUUCUCCAGGGGAAGAUUUCUCUGCUGGAGGAUCAGCUGGCCAAGCUGGGGGACUGCAGCACCCAGAAGGGCGAAGUCAUGGGCGACGUCCUGAAG
Messenger RNA from Apaloderma vittatum (bar-tailed trogon), 1197 nucleotides. It is a transcript of the gene NUMA1, whose product is annotated as nuclear mitotic apparatus protein 1. The annotation marks the transcript as partial. The transcript has 11 exons. Gene Ontology annotation, cellular component: centrosome; spindle microtubule; spindle pole. The record is from RefSeq and is a predicted model, not a curated record. Gene Ontology annotation, biological process: establishment of mitotic spindle orientation. NCBI's taxonomy places the organism in Eukaryota, Metazoa, Chordata, Aves, Trogoniformes, Trogonidae. Gene Ontology annotation, molecular function: microtubule binding.